UUUGACAUUUAGCCAAUAGUCGAGUCAGCCAUUUAAUAACAUUUGUCGCUCCGAAGUUCCAGCGCUAUUUCUUCUGUUUGAAGAUGGCCGAAGUGGUGAUGGAGACCACUAAUCCAUCCACGGAGAUGUCAACCGUUGCGGCGGAGCCAUCGCGUGUAGGAUUCAAUGUAAAAGAUGACAUUACUGUAGAAAGUACGGCAUUUGCGCAUGCUGAACCCUCACCAGACAACUCGGGUCCACCCAGGAUUGACUCUGACAAGGAGGUCCUUCACGAGAAAGUAACUAAACAAAUCAUAAAAGAGGGUCAUGGACAAACUCCCACAAAAUUUGCCACUUGCUUCUUGCACUAUAGGGCAUGGGUGGAGAAAACUUUGCACAAGUUUGAAGAUACAUGGCAGGAGCAACGGCCCGUUGAACUUAUCAUAGGAAAAGAGAAAAAGCAAAUGGUGGGAUUAGGCAUUGGUGCUGCAAGUAUGAAUAGUGGAGAACGUGCUUUGUUACAUGUUGGCUGGGAACUUGGUUAUGGGGAAGAGGGAAGCUUUUCUUUCCCAAAUGUGCCACCAUCAGCUGAUCUGCUGUAUGAAGUUGAGCUUAUUGGCUUUGAUGAAGUUGAAGAAGGGAAAGCUAGAAGUGAUAUGACAGUUGAAGAACGGAUUGGAGCAGCCGAUAGGAGAAGGAUGGAUGGUAAUGCUUUAUUCAAGGAAGAAAAGUUGGAAGAGGCAAUGCAACAGUAUGAAAUGGCUAUAGCAUAUAUGGGGGAUGACUUCAUGUUCCAGUUGUUUGGAAAAUUCAGAGACAUGGCUUUGGCGGUGAAAAACCCAUGCCAUCUCAAUAUGGCUGCUUGUUUGAUCAAGUUGACACGAUAUGAAGAAGCCAUUGCCCAAUGUAGCAUUGUGCUGACGGAAGAUGAGAAUAAUGUGAAAGCAUUAUUUCGGAGAGGAAAAGCUCGAGCAGAACUCGGACAGACAGAUGCUGCUCGAGAGGACUUCGAAAAGGCAAAGAAAUAUGCUCCCCAAGACAAGGCUAUUAUAAAGGAACUUAAAAUUAUUGCAGAACAUGAAAAAGCAGUGUAUCAGAAACAGAAGGAACUUUACAAGGGGAUUUUUGGGCCAAGACCACAACCAAAGCCGAAGCGUAGUUGGCCUGUGCGUUUCUGGCUGUGGCUAGCAUGUAUAUUCUCCUACCUCUUCAAGUUUCGCAAACAAAAGUCGGAGUGAACUAGUUGACUCGGUGAGUUCUGGUUACGCACUACUCUUCGUGUAAAAAUUAUUAAUUAAUGGUUGUUUUGCUUAUUAUAUUUGAUGGGAAUUUGGUAAAAUUGUACUUUUUUUAAAACUAUUUUCUGAGGUUUAAUGGUUUUUUGGCUGAAUAAUUAGAGAAUAAGAGGGGGAUGGAAAGGGACAGCAUGAAUGGGUGGAUAGAGAAUGAUGUGGGCGAGAGGGAAACAGAGUGAUUAUGGGGACAUUUUGAAAUUUUUUUUUGUCAUGGGCAUUUUAGGUUUUAUUAUUUUAUUACGGUUAUUCUAGUCCUUGACAUCAAGACUUUUAGCAGUUAGCGGAAUGAAC
Molecule: messenger RNA, 1565 nt
Organism: Phalaenopsis equestris
Lineage: Eukaryota; Viridiplantae; Streptophyta; Magnoliopsida; Asparagales; Orchidaceae
Product: peptidyl-prolyl cis-trans isomerase FKBP42
Exons: 8
Coding region: 84-1217 (377 amino acids)
Molecular function (GO): peptidyl-prolyl cis-trans isomerase activity; protein binding
Source: RefSeq, a predicted model, not a curated record